ACGGCUGCAAGAAAAAUAUCCUCCGUCGCCGGCCUCCGGCUCCGAGGCGAGGAAGGCUCCCGAACGGUCGAACACUGGAGGCGUCUGCUCGCUACCCAUGGCGACUUCUACUGUUGUUGCUGCUGCUCAGCUCUGCCCCAGCCCGCGGUUUCCUGCCGAGUUGUCGAAGAGGGGGUCUCCCAGUGCGGUUGCUGGGCGGACGAGGAGGAGGAGAAAGGGAGCGGCGGGGGUCGUGCGAGCAUGCUUCAAUCCUCUAGGGGACGAGCGUAUCCUCCGAGAAGCCAUUAAGGAGCCAGUAGCAUUCCUGGGUGGUGUGUUUGCUGGCCUCUUGAGGCUUGACCUGAAUGAGGAUCCUCUCAAGGAAUGGAUCACUCGGACAGUGGAGGCUUCUGGAAUAGCUGAGGAAAACAGCUCUGAAGAAUCAAGUGAGGCAGAUCAAAAUGAUGCACCUCAGCAAAUUGAGAUUGAGUGAGUUUGGUCUCUCUUUCCGUCCUCUCUCAACCGUGCAGGGCAAAUCAGACUGUUGGGCGGUGCUUUCCAACUAAUCCAAUGAUGGGCGUGGAUCAAGCAGGAAUGGCUAUCGGAAUAUCCUUCGCCUGCAAGUCUCCAGCUCCAACUUGCGAGGCGUGCUGUUAUGGCACAAGUCUGCACGGUUGGCACUCUAGAAACCAGAAGCUGUAACUUGUUGAUUUGAUCCAAAGCUACUGACGUGAACCUGAGUGAUACUAUCAAUGCAACCACUAACUACUUGAUGAUGACUGGAAC
Messenger RNA from Panicum virgatum (switchgrass), 765 nucleotides. RefSeq names its product UPF0426 protein At1g28150, chloroplastic-like. The transcript has 4 exons. NCBI's taxonomy places the organism in Eukaryota, Viridiplantae, Streptophyta, Magnoliopsida, Poales, Poaceae. Bases 98 to 472 code for a protein of 124 amino acids. The record is from RefSeq and is a predicted model, not a curated record.